Messenger RNA from Onychostoma macrolepis, 4305 nucleotides. RefSeq names its product zinc finger protein OZF-like. The transcript has 3 exons. NCBI's taxonomy places the organism in Eukaryota, Metazoa, Chordata, Actinopteri, Cypriniformes, Cyprinidae. Gene Ontology annotation, cellular component: nucleus. Bases 1121 to 2629 code for a protein of 502 amino acids. The record is from RefSeq and is a predicted model, not a curated record.
AUUCUAUUUGGACUACUUCCUGUGUGUAAAGGUCACUGCAGGUGCUGGUUGAUCUGGGGAGUACAUUCUUUCUUAUUCAUUUUCUUAAAUUUAGCUAAACUUCUGACAAUUUCAUGUGUCGCACUUUAUUAGUGUCUGUGGUGUUAUGUUGAUAACUUGCAGAUCUGACAUAUUUUAAUCAAAAUUUUGAUAAAUACAUACUUAUUAAUAUUUCUAAAAUGUCCCCUGAUCCUGAAAUCAUCAUGAUGGCAGCCUCCCAGGCUUUUUCUGUUUCAGCACAUGCCCCUCAAAAGUUCUGAUGUGCACAGCCCUGGGUCUCAGUGCUAUUUGUGAGUCUGCUAACACUUAUAUUUGAGGGUUUUAUAAUUUAUAUUUAACAGAGUAGCUAACUGCUUUGCUGUUAUUAAUGAAGUAAUAAAAAAAAAAACUAUAUUCAGAUUCAUAUGGACCAGUCACAAUAUUUUAAAAAGAUGGGUUUCUAUCAGCAAACUCUCAGAAUAAAGUGAGAUGAUCUGCUGCUGAUCCUGAAUGGCUUGUUUAAUGAGUGUUUAUAAUCUGAGCUCAUCAAUAUUAUCAGCUGCUGAAAAUCCUCUUUAUUUCAUGUCAAUAGAUCCUGUUUUCACCUCAUUCAUUAUGCUGAUGACUUCAGAUCUGUUAAUUGCCACAUUAAGCUCAUUUUAUUAGUAUUAACAGACAAAUAUCAACUAUUUUGAGAUUACUAUUCUGAUGUAAAUAUAACACGAGCAUUUAUUUCAUCUGUGAUAAACCAUGUUUAAUAUAAAACGGGUGUCAAACUCAAUUCCUGGAGGGCCAUAGUCCUGCAGAGUUCAGAUGCAACCCUAAUUAAACACACCUGAUCCAACUAAUCAAGUCCUUCAGGCUUAAUUGGAAACUGCAUAGUUAUGUGUGUUGGAGGAGGGUUGGAACAAAACUCUGCAGAGUUUGACACCCCUGCUAUAAAAGAUAAAACUAAAACAAGUUAUUAGGUUAGACUCAGUUUGGGGGUUAUUUGUUUCUUGCAAAUUAUAUGUUAAUUAGAUAAAAUUUAGUUUUAAUGUAGGUAUUGCACGAUUAGACCGUUUUAGAAAUCAUCUGAAGAGACAUAAUGAUGUGAGAACUCAUGUGUGCAUUGAAUGCGGAAAGAGCUGUUUCAGCCAGUGAACUGAAACAGCACCAGAGGAUCCACACUGGAGUGAAACCUUACAAGUGUUCACACUGCGACAAGAGAUUCAAUCAUUCAGGAACCCUGAAGAUACAUGAGAGGAUUCACACUGGAGAGAAACCGUAUCACUGCACUUCAUGUGGGAAGAGUUUCACUGUGUUGUCUUCUCUAGUUAGUCAUUCAGAACGCAAAUGUAUGCGGGCCACACUGGAAGGAGAGGACCGUGAGAAUAUGGGAGAUACUGAAGAACAAAGAGACCUAAAUGAGAAAAAAGGGAGAGAGGCCAAAAGAACAAUCAGCUGCCCUGAGUGUCAAAAAUGUUUCAAACGUAAAACGCACCUCCACCUUCACAUGAGAGUUCAUACGGGAGAGAGGCCUUUCACCUGUGAUCGAUGUGGGAAGAGUUUUGCAUCUAAACCACACCUUCGGAGGCACAUAAAAACCCACACCGGAGAGAAGCCGCACACAUGUGAUCAGUGUGGAAAGAGUUUCACAGAACCAUUAAUCCUAAGAGAACACAUGCGAGUCCACACUGGAGAGAAACCAUUUACAUGCGAUCAAUGCGGAAAGAGUUUCACACAUAAAAAAUACCUGAAGAUUCACAUGAGCGUUCAUAGUGUAGAGAAGCCCCACGCGUGCAUUCAGUGUGGGAAGACUUUCAAAAGGAAAGAAUCCAUAAAGUGCCAUAUGAAGAUCCACACGGGAGAGAGGCCGUACACGUGCAAUUGCUGUGGAAAAAGUUUUGCACACAAAGUGACUCUUAAGAACCACAUAAAAAUCCACACUGGAGAGAAGCCGUUCACAUGCGAUCAGUGCGGGAAGAGUUUUGCACAUGCCGUCACUUUUAAAUUACAUGCGAGUUCCCACUCAGGAGAAAGACCGUUUUACUGUGAUCAGUGCGGUAAAAAUUUCAGUCUCGAAUCCACCCUGAAGAUCCACUUGAAGUUUCAUAUGAAGGAGAAGCUUCAUUCGUGUUCUUUCUGUGGAAUGCGUUUUAGUCAAUGGGGUUCUUUAAAAUUACAUCAGAAAAGACACGCCGGUGAGAAGAAUCAUAUUUGCUUUGACUGUGGCAAGUCCUUUUUUACAGUUCGUGAAGUGAACCUGCACCAGAGAAUUCACAUUAGAGAGAAACCUUACAAGUGUUCACACUGUGACAAGAGAUUCAGUCGGUCAGAAACCCUGAAAAAACACGAGAGGAUCCACACUGGAGAGAAACCUUACAAGUGUUCACACUGUGACAAGAGAUUCAGUCAGUCAGAAACCCUGAAAUCACACGAGAGGAUCCACACUGGAGAGAAACCUUACAAGUGUUCACACUGUGACAAGAAAUUCAGUCGGUCAGAAACCCUGAAAAAACAUGAGAGGAUCCACACUGGAGAGAAACCGUAUCACUGCACUCUAUGCGGGAAGAGUUUCACUCAAUUAUCUACUUUAAACAAACAUACAAAAAACAUUCACAGCAAGUAGCUCAUUUUGAUAUUCAGGUGCAACACUGCGUCCUCACUAAAUGUGACACAGUAAAGCAUCAGCAAAGAAUCUGGAUCAAUCAGCCCCAACAAGUGUUGCAUCAAGAAAAAACAACAUGCAAAGUUGUGAAAAGUAAAGAUUCUGAUUCAGUUGAAGAUUCUGAAGUGAAGACCCCCAUCUUCAAGACAAGCCGUUUUAAACUUUUUUUUUUUUUCCUAUUUUAUUGUAUGCUGAAUCUACUUGCAUCAAGUAUACAUCAAGAAUGAAUUAAUUCAUCAUUUUAGUUAUAUUCGAAAGCCACGAAUUAUGAUUGCUUUUUGGGCUUUCAGUGUUUUACUUCUAAAGGGCCUAAUAAAUCAUUUUUCACCCUACACAUUACUGAGACUGAGAUGCUUGUUUGUCUGCAAUAACUGUUUUAGCCUUAUUUUUCUUUUUUCAUUGUGAACAGUAUUUGGUCUGUUUUUGGUAACUGUAAACCAGUAGUGUAGUAUAGUUUUUUUUUGUAGUGAGUAUACUGUUACUUUUAUACUGAAAACCCAUAAGCACCACCACACUCAUUAAAGCAUACAGUAUACAUGUAUAUGUAGUUGAGAGCAUUCUGAAAGACUGCCUAUGUGUUAACAUGUCAAUUUAUUAUAAGCAACACAAGACUUUAACAGCCAAUGACAUUUACAGCUGGGGAGUCUGGACUGAUUUUCUACUGUUUAGUGUUAAUCAUCUAACUCAUCCAGUUACAUUUAUCCUUAGAUGUUAAAUGAGUAUGGUCCCUGGAGCACAGGUUUUAUCAGCUGGCAAUUUUCAAUGCACAUUUAAGAGCCUGACUUUCAGUCCACAAGGCUGGCCAGGAGUUCUCAUCUGAAACAAGGAGUUAUCAACAUUGAAUUUGGUUUACUGCUGUACACAGACACACACAUAGACAGUAUCUUAAGUUAUCUCUCCCCUUCUCCCGCAUUCAUUGAUCCACCACACUAGUGUUAGUGAAGUUAUUAGCUAGUUAGUUGGCUUGACAAAGCCAACAUAUUGUUAUACUAUUUAAACUUGUUCUUCUGAGACCCAAAAUUGUCUCCUUCUAGGGCUUUAAUGCUGCAAGCACCUGUUUGUUGCUAUAUCUUUUCUAACUGAUCAGACCUUUUGAAAAAACUAUCUGCAGUUUUUGUAUAAAUAAUUAUCAUUUUUAUCAGGUUGCUAUGUUUAGGUUCAGUCAUUUUACUCUAAUGGCAAUGUAUAGGUCCUUUUCUAAGCAAUUAAAGUGAAUUAACUGAACAUAAAUAUAGGGGGCUGAUAAAAAUGCAAAUUUUAGGUGAAAAUUUCAGAUGGCACUUAGAGGCUUUUGCAUCUGAACUCUUCAUUUUCAAUCAGUUAAGUUUAUAAAUAAAUGCAUACAUUACCUUUAUGCCACCAAGCAUAUUCAAUUGUGACCAGGUCAGGUAAUGACUGCCUGCAACCCGGUAUCAUGUGUAGUCAAUCCAGAGUCAAUCCCUUAUGAAAAUGAACCAUGGUUUUAUUGUAGUAAAGUAGUAAUGGUUUUUUAUUUUUUGGUGUUUGGCGUGUUUGUUACCAUUUGUAUAAUCACAGUUUUACUUCAAAUACCAUGGUUAAACUAUGGUUACUGUAGCAAAACCAUGGUUAAUUUGUGGUUACCAUGGUUUAAUUAUAGCAACCACGUUGUUUUUUUU